CCCCACUCUUCCAAUCCGCCGUCGUCCCCAAACCUGCGCGUAGGUUAGAGAGAGAGAGAGAGAGAGUUUAGAGAGAGAAACAAUCAACAAUGGGACGUGUUAUCAGAGCACAACGUAAGGGAGCAGGCUCCGUCUUCAAAUCCCACACACACCACCGCAAAGGCCCAGCCAGAUUCCGGAGCCUCGACUUCGGCGAACGCAACGGUUACCUCAAAGGAGUCAUCACCGAAAUCAUCCACGAUCCAGGCCGCGGUGCGCCGCUUGCUCGCGUCACCUUCCGUCAUCCGUUCCGUUACAAGCACCAGAAGGAGCUCUUCGUUGCCGCCGAGGGGAUGUACACCGGUCAGUUCGUGUUUUGUGGCAAAAAAGCUAAUCUGAUGGUCGGAAAUGUCCUGCCGCUUAGAUCUAUUCCGGAAGGAGCUGUGGUUUGUAAUGUGGAGCAUCAUGUUGGGGAUAGAGGUUCGUUUGCUAGGGCUUCCGGGGAUUAUGCUAUUGUUAUUAGUCAUAAUCCGGAUAACGGUACCACUAGGGUCAAGCUUCCAUCUGGAGCCAAGAAAAUUGUGCCGAGCGGAUGCAGAGCCAUGAUUGGUCAGGUUGCCGGAGGUGGUAGAACCGAGAAGCCGAUGCUUAAAGCUGGUAAUGCUUAUCACAAGUUCCGCGUGAAGAGAAACUGCUGGCCCAAGGUUCGUGGUGUUGCUAUGAAUCCAGUUGAGCAUCCCCAUGGUGGUGGUAACCAUCAACAUAUUGGUCAUGCAAGUACGGUCCGUCGUGAUGCACCACCUGGUCAAAAGGUUGGUCUUAUUGCUGCUAGGAGGACGGGUCGUCUCAGAGGUCAAGCUGCUGCUACUGCCGCCAAGGCUGAUAAGUAGAGCACUUGAAUGGAUUUUGGUAUCAGGUUUGAAAUUUUUACUUAUCUGUUUGUUUUGUUUGAAUUUGGACUUUUGAGGGUUAAUCUACAAUACUUGAUACAAUGUUAUUGUCAUUUUGCUUAUUUAUUGAUGAGAUUUUAGUCGUA
Molecule: messenger RNA, 1015 nt
Organism: Helianthus annuus (common sunflower)
Lineage: Eukaryota; Viridiplantae; Streptophyta; Magnoliopsida; Asterales; Asteraceae
Product: 60S ribosomal protein L8
Exons: 2
Coding region: 90-869 (259 amino acids)
Biological process (GO): cytoplasmic translation
Cellular component (GO): ribosome; cytosolic large ribosomal subunit
Molecular function (GO): structural constituent of ribosome; RNA binding
Source: RefSeq, a predicted model, not a curated record